AUGUCGUCGUUCAUUAAAGAUGAUCCUCGCCGUUCCAACAAAAUUCAUCGAUAUAGGCCUCCUGAAAUGAUAGGAGAUGCAUACAUUGAGCUGGUUAAUCUCUUUGGAUUAGUUAUGACAAUUGGCGGUCUUUGGCUUCAUAGCAAAUUCUGUUCGUGGAUCGCCGUCUUUUGCGCGCUCCUUACUAUCACUAACUCUCGUUCUUCUGACGAUAUUAAACAGUUAAUUACAAUGACCCUCUUUGCCGCCUCUGUCCUUGUUAUGUCUUAUUACCAAAAUCCUACGCCUCUGUCGCUUAUGUAA
Messenger RNA from Rodentolepis nana, 303 nucleotides. The record is from the annotation of a GenBank genome assembly. Lineage: Eukaryota; Metazoa; Platyhelminthes; Cestoda; Cyclophyllidea; Hymenolepididae.